This is a messenger RNA of Ruditapes philippinarum (Manila clam), 2689 nucleotides long. RefSeq lists its product as uncharacterized. Gene Ontology annotation, cellular component: semaphorin receptor complex. Gene Ontology annotation, biological process: regulation of cell shape; regulation of cell migration; negative regulation of cell adhesion. The coding region runs from base 140 to 2674 and encodes 844 amino acids. Gene Ontology annotation, molecular function: semaphorin receptor activity; protein binding. The record is from RefSeq and is a predicted model, not a curated record. The transcript is spliced from 11 exons. Lineage: Eukaryota; Metazoa; Mollusca; Bivalvia; Venerida; Veneridae.
UUUCCUUUAAUUGAUUUACGGACACUUGAAAUUUAAUUGUCCACUUUCCGAAGUCGUUUUACUUUGUUAUAGUCAGAUGUCCUUUGACUUGCUUUAUAAAUUAAUUAUGUUUUCGGAUAAGUAAACUUUAAGUAAAUUGAUGGAACCUACAAUGUGGCGACUACUAGCAGCCAGUCAGGAGUUCUUGUGUACUUUGGGGCUAGUUAUGCUAACUUUGAAUAACGUCUGUUCCUCUGAAAAAACACUGAAUGAUCAGGAAAUAUUUAUCGCAGAAAACGAUGACGUAAAGGGUCUGGCAGUUUCGCAAACAGGAAAUGUACUUGUUGCUACAGGCAAUGCAAUCUAUCAAUAUAGACAUAAUAGUAUUUCAUUCGAUGAUUUAGUCUCUGAGAUAGAUAUAGUUGAGGAUAUUUCAAUAUUUACACUAUUUGACUAUCAGGGAGGUGAAUAUUUAAUUCGCUGCAACGACACGGCAUGUUUCGUACACAAUGCUUCAAACAUACAGCAACUUUGGCUGACGCAGCCGUUAGACAACCCUGCAGCGUUCGGUCACUCGCUGGGCGGCGAUUUUUCAGCACAUGUCGUCUUUAUGCCCUGCAAAGGAAGAUAUUGUAAUCUUUACUCGGCAAUUAGCGGAAGCAGGGGAACUGAAACAUUUUCUGAGAGAACAUUUCAAUUAAAAGACAACGUUUUUCAUUUCGACCAUGGUCAGCAUAAUCGAAGUCGCUACAUCAAGUCUAAACGUGGUACGAGAUUUGAAUUUAUAUAUGCAUUCUAUUCCAAUAGCUCUGCAUACUUUUUAAGGAAUACACUUUCGGAGGAUGGAAAGAAGAUAGCAUAUAUUAGCCAAAUGUGCAGAAACGACCGAUAUUUCAGGUCGUACAUGGAGAGCAAGCUUGAAUGUAACGGUUACACAACACUGAUUGCAGCACAAUUUGUCAAAACAGGACAGACUGCUUUCCUAAUAGCGUCGUUUAGUGGAACGCAGUCAAAGUAUUCUGGAUCUAUCAUGUGUAAGUUUCCAAUUGGCUUGGUAGAAAAAUACUUCAUAGAUGAGCAAGAGGCAUGUUUUAGGGGUAGAAACGGCACGUUUCCAAGUUGGAUUAAUGGCUCUGAAUCUUCAUGCACCGAAUCACUGCCCAACAAGUUGAUAAUAUGUGGCUAUACGGAUAAAAAUAGAAGAAUCUUAUUUGAUGGCUCUCUUAUGAAUGAAAAUAACAAAGAUUCUUUCCGUCUCUCUAUACAUGAAGAGGAAAUUACGUCGUUUCUGAUGUUGCCAUUUGAACACUCAUUUCUUGGCUAUAUUGGAACAGACACUGGCUUUCUGGAAAAGGUUUUGUUUUAUCCAUCGUUUGGUAAAUCAAUAACGGUGUUUCGAUCACCUGUAUCGAAGGACCAUGGUCGUAUAAGGAGUUUGACUCUAAGCGAGGAGAAGAACAAUCUAUUCUUUAUUGAAGAACAAAAAACAAAGUCUCACUUAUAUAUGAUUAAAACAAAUGAAUGCGGGGUGCAUAUCAAUUGUUACAGCUGCCUGACAGACGUGCUGUCCUGUGUGUGGCUCCAGCGCACCGCCAUGUGUGUAUCGAGAGACAACAAGACAGAAACAUUGGCCUUUGAACAUUAUUGCCCACCAGUGGUUGAUGGCGUAAGUCCGCUUAAGGGGCCGACAGAGGGAGGCACGGUGCUAACUCUGACAGGUUUGAUGGACAACCCAGCAUCAUAUGAUUCUCCAAAUCAAGAAACACGACUACAUGUUAGUGUCAUGGUUGGCGAAAUACCAUGCAAUGUCAGCAACGUUGCACAAUUUCCUAAACGCCUGGAAUGCACCAUUUCAAAUACGUCGUCUGAAGGAUCUCUUAACAUUUCUCUUGAAAUGAAAAAUAACGGGACAAAUGGAGACAUGUUCCAGUUGAAAAAAUCGCGGGGACUUGUUCUUUACAAACAGAAUUUCGUCUUUGUGGACCCGAUGUUGUAUCAUGACGGUAUUACGGAUCACAGUGUUAAACUGUCGGGCAAUAUACAACUUACCAUUCGAGGUGAAAAUUUUGACAUAGGUAGCAACAGACGACUUCUAAUCGGUGACAAGGAAUGUCGCAUCACAAAUCUGGAUCAGAUAAGCAAGAACGAGGUUUCAUGCUGUGCGCCGAGUUUUAAUACGAACGGAAAUUAUACCGUAGUUUAUGAGGUUGACAAUGUACGGGUAUACGGACCUAACAUAACUUACACACCUGAACCGGAGAUCAUUGAUAUCCGCCCUAGCUCUUCUAUUGUAAGUGGUGGGGUAACACUGACAUUGACAGGAAAGUACCUGGAAGGCUUUGGAAGUAAGUGUAAACUUAACCUGGAGAACAACAAUAGUACAUCUAUGAAUGAAAGUUACUGCAAAAUUUCUUACGAAAACGACACUGCCUUGAUGUUGUGUAAAUCUACAGCCCUUGAUAGCUGGAAUAGCCUCCCAUAUAUAGCAGUACCAUCUUUGAAUAAUACAUAUGGCAAAGUUAUCACAAUUCGCACACAUCCAAUUAGUAUAGUUGAAGAUCCAUUCAUGUACCAGACCGACAAAAUUCUUUCAUUCCCGGUUGGCACCAAUCUUACUAAAUUAGAUUUUCAGGUUUGUGUUUAUUGUGAUUUAUUGAAUGUUUUACAUGUGUAUAUGUCUAUUUUUAGCAUUUAGAAAGAGAGGGAAUAG